This is a messenger RNA of Arabidopsis arenosa, 1576 nucleotides long. The record is from the annotation of a GenBank genome assembly. Lineage: Eukaryota; Viridiplantae; Streptophyta; Magnoliopsida; Brassicales; Brassicaceae.
AAUUAAUUUCGUUAAGAGAGAACAACAAAAAGAGAGAACAAUGUCGUCGUCGAGGGAGCUACAAUACUUGGAGUACACAUAUAGGAACAACCGUCCCACAACGGGUCUCCUCAACUCCAUCUUCAUGACCACCGUCAACACGGCCGCUCGUUCUCUCGUCUCCGUCGCCUCCACCGCCUCUACACCGGAGAUUCCUUCUAGGCGGUGGUCGGCUUCGGACCACCUCAGGUUCAUGUCUAUGAUGAUGACGUGGCUUACCCUUUGGAUCCUUAGAGUUUUCUUGGACUAUCUUCCUCUUCCUCUCAUCUCUUCUUCUUCUUCUUCUUCUUCUUCUGCUUAUUCUUAUUCUUAUCCUCCCUUUAGUUUCGCUUCGGGUCUUCUUACCACGGCGGCGGAGAACGCGUUGGUCCCGGCUAAGGCUUCCUCGUCGUCGUCCACAUCAUCAACGGCGUUGGUGAAGUACUCAUCAGGGUCGUCGGAUUUGGGUAUGAUGAUUUGCGACGGCGUUGAUGAGCCUUCCGUUAAUUCUCUCGGUAGAGCACUUUGUCACGCAUUAGCGCUCAUGAACGAGAUUCCAGUAACCUCAAGAAAAUACCAAUUUGCCAUGGGAAUGGCUGAGAAGAUCAUGGAAGACAACGCUCAGAGCGGCCACGUCGAUUUACUCGACGUCAAUAGAGCGGCCCUCGCUUCCUCCUUUGCACGCACCACUGCGCGUUUGCAGGACUGCUUGAAACGCUCUCGAACCGCAGACGAGCCCUUCGGUGGUUUGCCGCUGCGUGUGGUCAGCGCCCUCCCUCUAGGCGGCUACGUUGCCUCCUACGUGAGAGGGUUAAGUGCAUGUAUCAACACGGUCAGGUCCUUAGCGGACAUGACUGGGAACUUGUUAUCACAGAGUAGGAGGAGAGAGUCUACCGUGGUGAGAGCGGGUGGUAUCCAAGAAAAUGAGGCUGAACUAGCAGUCGAGAAGCUUGCGGAGGAGCUGCUGUGGAUGACAGAGAAGCUUAGGCGUUACGGUGCGGUGGCAGAAGGGAUUAAGCGGUGGAGCUACGCUUCUGGUUUAGCUUCCUUGUCUCUCACGGCUGCUCCCAGGGUUCAAGGCCUCAUGGUUAAAAUUUCGGCGGUCUUAAUUGGAGAGUUAGCAAGAGACAGCACACAAGUUCCAGGACAAGUGACAUUCAGGCUCCUUGCAAACUGGCUACCACUGUUUAGUCACGCAAGGAACGGGCUAGCAUUUCCCGUACUGACGGGUUAUGAGAGAGUUGAGGUGGAACGAGCCAUAGACAAAGCCAUCUCGACUUUACCUGCAUUGGACCAAGAAAUCUUACUCACUAACUGGCUCCAAGAUUUCUCAAUCUCAGCCUCUGAGUGGCCCAAUCUCCAGCCAGCAUAUGACCGUUGGUGCCACUCCACUCGCCAACUCUUCAUGUAGACGACCAAUACAAUUAGUCAUGAUGGUCAUGUUCCAAAGAGAACAUGGAUAUGCUUGUCGUACUUUACUUUGCUACGAGUUUUGAUAAUACCUUCUGUGUCCACACAUUUAUCUUAGCCUCUUAGGUAAUAAGGCAAGUUUCGAUCU